AAAUUACUCUCAAAAGGGUAUAGAAAAGAAAAACCAUGAGUUCUUCAACAGGAGCUUGGGUAGCAGCAGCUAGCAUUGGAGCUGUUGAGGCAUUGAAAGAUCAAGGUUUUUGUAGAUGGAACCAUGCUCUAAGGUCAAUCCAACAGCAUGCCAAGAACAACAUCAGAUCAUGUUCUCAAGCCAAGAAAAAACUUCCUGCUCCAUCUUCUUCUGCUUUGUGUAAGAAGCUGAGGGAUGAUGAGAAGUUGAAGAAGUCAGAGGAAUCACUAAGAACAGUCAUGUAUUUGAGCUGUUGGGGUCCUAAUUAAUCCCCCUUUUUAUCUUUUUUAUUUUUGGUAUAUAUGUAAUGCCCAUUUUUGCACUAAAUAUUACAUUACUUGAACAAUUAAAAAAAAAUUGUUCAAAUGUUGAGUUUGAGAUUAGAAUGGA
Molecule: messenger RNA, 429 nt
Organism: Theobroma umbraticum
Lineage: Eukaryota; Viridiplantae; Streptophyta; Magnoliopsida; Malvales; Malvaceae
Source: RefSeq, a predicted model, not a curated record